Messenger RNA from Rangifer tarandus platyrhynchus (Svalbard reindeer), 3309 nucleotides. The record is from the annotation of a GenBank genome assembly. NCBI's taxonomy places the organism in Eukaryota, Metazoa, Chordata, Mammalia, Artiodactyla, Cervidae.
AUGGACCGAGCCCCCGCAGACCAGAAUGUCAAGCUGUCAGCUGAGGUAGAACCAUUUAUUCCCCAGAAGAAGAAUCCUGAUACAUUUAUGAUCCCUAUGGCACUCCCAAAUGAUAAUGGAAAUGUUUCUGGUGUAGAACCAACUCCAAUUCCCAGCUACCUGAUUACCUGUUAUCCAUUCGUGCAAGAAAACCAGUCCAAUAGACAGUUUCCAUUAUAUAACAAUGAUAUACGAUGGCAACAGCCUAAUCCAAACCCUGCUGGACCAUACCUUGCUUACCCCAUUAUAUCUGCUCAGCCACCUGUUUCUACAGAGUAUACAUAUUAUCAGCUGAUGCCAGCACCAUGUGCACAAGUUAUGGGUUUCUAUCAUCCUUUUCCUGCACCUUACUCCAACACUUUUCAGGCUGCAAAUACUGUCAAUACUAUAACCACAGAAUGCACUGAGCGUCCAAAUCACCUUGGACAGGUCUUCCCAUUGUCUGGCCAUCGAAACAGAAAUAGUAAUAGAGGACCAAUGCUCCCAAAACAACAACUCAUACAACAGCACAUAAAAAGCAAAAGACCACUGGUGAAAAAUGUAGCUAUUCAGAAAGAGACAAGUGCAGCAGGUCCCGAUAAUCGAUCAAAAAUCGUGCUACUGGUAGAUGCUUCACAGCAAACUGAUUUCCCAUCAGACAUCGCAAACAAAUCUCUCUCUGAGAGCUCUGCCGCAGUGCUCUGGAAGGCCAGAGGCAGGAGGAGAAGAGCCUCCCACCCGACUGCCGAGUCCUCGAGCGAGCAGGGAGCUAGUGAGGCUGACAUCGACAGCGACAGUGGGUACUGCAGCCCCAAACACAGCAACAGCCAGCAGCCUGCUGCGGGGGCGUUGAGAAAUCCCGAUCCUGGCUCCGUCAGCCAUGUGGACUCAUCUAUAUGUGCAGGUGGUGUAAAUUGGUCUAAUGUAACUUGCCAGGCAACUCAGAAAAAACCUUGGAUGGAAAAAAAUCAGACAUUUUCUAGAGGUGGAAGGCAGACUGAACAAAGAAAUAAUUCACAGGUUGGAUUCAGAUGCCGAGGACAUAGUACUUCCUCAGAAAGAAGACAGAAUUUGCAAAAGAGACAAGAUAAUAAGCAGUUAAAUCCCAGUCAGUCUCACCGAGGCGACCCAAAUUCUGAGUCUUUGUAUUUUGAGGAUGAAGAUGGAUUUCGAGAACUAAGUGAGAAUGGAAAUGCUAAAGAUGAAAAUAUGCAACAGAAACUUCCUUCAAAAGUAUUGGAUGAUUUACCAGAAAACUCACCAAUCAAUAUAGUUCAGACUCCAAUUCCCAUUACAACCUCAGUUCCUAAACGUGCAAAAAGUCAAAAGAAGAAAGCUUUAGCAGCAGCCCUUGCCACCGCUCAAGAAUAUUCAGAAAUAAGUAUGGAGCAAAAAAAACUACAGGAAGCUUUAUCAAAGGCAGCUGGAAAAAAGAAUAAAACACCUGUGCAGCUAGAUUUGGGAGAUAUGUUAGCAGCUCUGGAAAAGCAACAGCAAGCCAUGAAAGCACGGCAAAUUACUAAUACCAGACCUCUGUCAUAUACAGUGGUCACUGCAGCUUCUUUUCACACUAAAGACUCUACUAACAGAAAACCUUUAACCAAAAGUCAGCCCUGUUUGACAUCCUUUAAUUCUUUGGACAUUACUUCCUCUAAAGCAAAAAAAGGAAAAGAAAAGGAAAUUGCAAAACUAAAACGGCCCACAGCACUUAAAAAGGUUAUCUUGAAAGAAAGAGAGGAAAAGAAGGGCCGUUUAACUGUGGACCACAGUGUUUUGGGAUCUGAGGAACCAAUAGAAAUGCACUUAGAUUUUAUUGAUGAUUUGCCGCAAGAGAUUGUUUCCCAGGAAGAUACUGGACUGAGCAUGCCCAGUGAUACGUCCCUGUCUCCAGCAAGUCAAAACUCUCCAUACUGUAUGACACCUGUGUCCCAAGGCUCUCCAGCUAGUUCUGGGAUAGGCAGUCCAAUGGCAUCUUCAACAAUAACCAAAAUCCACAGCAAAAGAUUUAGAGAGUAUUGUAAUCAGGUUCUUUGUAAAGAGAUUGAUGAAUGUGUGACUCUUCUUCUUCAAGAGCUUGUCAGCUUCCAGGAACGCAUCUAUCAGAAGGACCCUGUGAGGGCAAAAGCACGGAGACGGCUGGUUAUGGGGCUGAGAGAAGUUACCAAGCAUAUGAAGUUAAACAAGAUCAAGUGUGUGAUAAUUUCUCCAAAUUGUGAAAAGAUCCAGUCCAAAGGUGGCCUGGAUGAGGCUCUCUAUAAUGUUAUAGCCAUGGCACGGGAACAAGAAAUUCCAUUUGUGUUUGCCCUUGGAAGAAAAGCUCUAGGUCGCUGUGUGAACAAGCUGGUUCCUGUUAGUGUAGUGGGAAUCUUCAACUACUUCGGCGCUGAGAGCCUGUUUAAUAAGUUAGUAGAACUCACUGAGGAAGCCAGGAAAGCAUAUAAAGAUAUGGUUGCCGCAAUGGAACAGGAGCAAGCUGAGGAAGCCUUAAAGAACGUGAAGAAGGUGCCGCACCACAUGGGGCAUUCUCGGAAUCCCUCUGCAGCAAGUGCCAUUUCUUUCUGCAGUGUGAUUUCCGAACCCAUCUCUGAAGUAAAUGAAAAGGAAUAUGAAACAAAUUGGAGAAACAUGGUGGAAACUUCAGAUGGGCUAGAAACAUCAGAAAACGAGAGAGAAGUUUCUUGUAAGCACAGCACAUCUGAAAAACCGAAUAAACUCCCAUUUGACACAGCCCCUGUUGGUAAGCAGGCAUCAUUAGUGACUGCAGGCAGUGCUACCUCAGCUCCAAACCCUGGAAAGUCAACAGUGGGCGACAAAGAGGAAGUGAAGCCAGACGACCUGGAAUGGGCCUCACAGCAGAGUACAGAGACUGGCUCUUUGGAUGGCAGUUGCCGGGACCUUUUGAAUUCCUCCAUCACCAGCACCACCAGCACUCUUGUCCCUGGCAUGCUUGAAGAAGAGGAUGAUGAAGAGGAGGAGGAGGAGGAAGAUUACGCUCACGAACCCAUUUCUGUAGAAGUACAGCUCAAUAGUAGAAUUGAGUCUUGGGUCUCUGAGACCCAGAGAACGAUGGAAACUCUUCAGCUUGGAAAAACCCUUAAUGGUUCUGAGGAAGAUAAUGCAGAGCAAAGUGGGGAAGAGGAAGCGGAGGCGGCUGAGGUGCUAGAGCCGGGGAUGGAUAGCGAGGCCUGGACUACUGAUCACCAAGCAAGCCAGGAACAGCAGAAGCCCAGCAACUGCAGCUCGCUGAACAAGGAGCUCUCUGAUUCUGAUUACACACCCCCAAAUCUAUAA